CGUUUGUGUAGUUCUUCUGCGGUACUUUAGAAAGUUGCAGGUUUUGUUCGUGUGGUUUAUAUGAACAAUUAUAUUGUGUAUAUGCGGAAUAUGUAGAAACAAGGGCUGGUCAAAUUUAGCUCUUUUCUGCAUUUCGCAAAAUAGCGUUUCGUAUUUGGGUAAGAGAAUCAAGGAAAUCUUUGUGACCCAGAUCACGAUUCCUCAGGAAUUUCACUGGAGGCUACAGUGAGUUACUCAAAGAAUAUGGAUGAUGAGUAUGAAAAAUUCAUCAGGAGAAUGAAUCCACCGAGAGUGGUAAUUGAUAAUGAAUCCUGCAAAAAUGCAACAGUUAUACAAGUGGAUAGUGCUAACAAACAUGGUAUACUUCUUGAGGUAGUCCAAGUUCUUACUGAUCUUAACCUGAUUAUUACCAAGGCUUAUAUAUGCUCUGAUGGAGGAUGGUUCAUGGACGUCUUCAAUGUUACAAAUCAAGAGGGAAGCAAGAUAACAGAUGAAGCAGUUUUAGAUUAUAUUAUGAAGUCACUUGGUCCAGAUUCUUGCUUUGCAUCAUCUAAGAGAAGAUCGGUCGGCGUCACGUCUGGAGCGGUCCACACAUCCAUCGAGUUAGUAGGAACUGACCGACCGGGAUUACUAUCAGAGGUCAGCGCUGUCCUAACCAACCUAAAAUGCAACGUGGUGAGUGCCGAGGUGUGGACCCACAACACCCGGGCCGCAGCCAUAAUCCAAGUCACCGAUGAGGAAAACGGGGGGCCCGUCACUGAUCCCGAGACUUUAACCCUGGUUAAGAAGCUACUAUGCAAUGUGUUGAAGGGAAGCAAUAAGUUUAGGGAUGCUAAGACGCAGAUUAAUCACGGUGGGGUUACUCACACUGACAGAAGGCUUCAUCAGCUGAUGUUUGCUGAUAGGGAUUAUGAACGCGUUAAUGACGAUAAUCAUCAAGAAAGGCCUAAUGUGAACGUGGUUAAUUGGCAUGAUAGGGAUUAUUCAGUUGUGACGAUAAGGUGUAAGGAUAGACCAAAGCUUCUGUUUGAUGUUGUCUGCACUUUGACUGACAUGGAGUACAUUGUUUUCCAUGGCAAUGUCGAUGCCGAGGGACCCGAAGCUUAUCAGGAGUACUGCAUAAGACACAUCGAUGGCUCCCCUGUAAAAUCAGAUGCCGAAAGACAAAGAGUGAUCCACUGCCUUGAAGCUGCCAUUGAAAGAAGGGUUUCUGAGGGAUUGAAGCUAGAGCUUUGCACAACGGACAGAGUGGGGCUGCUAUCAGACGUGACGAGAAUAUUCCGGGAGAACAGCCUGAAUGUGAUCAGAGCGGAAGUCAGAACUCGAGGAGACAAAGCUAUCAAUACGUUCUAUGUUUGUGAUGCCUCAGGGUAUCCGGUUGACGCCAAGAUCAUAGAUUAUGUUAGACAAACGAUUGGGCAAACUAUCCUACAAGUGAAGGGUAUCCCGGAAGAGCUGGGUUCGUCAGCCCCUCAAGAGUCUCCGACCAGGUCACUGUUUGGCGGCAUUUUCAAGUCAAGAUCCUUCUGCAAUUUCCGGCUUGUUAGAUCUUACUCUUGAAGAAUUCAAUUACUAUUUCCUUCUCUUUUUUAUCUAUAUCAUAUAAUUAUAUAUAUUCAAUCAGGUCUUCUCUUAGGCUCUAUUAAUUAUGCGUAAGCCAUUUUAUUUAGCAUUUGAAGAUCUAUUUACUUAGAUUAAAAAAAGAUGUCAUUAGACAUUAGCUAGCCAAUGUAAAUAUGCUUCUUUUUAAAGUAGCCUUUUCUAGUCAUGGAAUUUCACUGAAUUUCUGUUAAGUGUUACUCUUGACGUGCUUCGGUUUGGUAAGGUUUAACCGUUAAGUGUUUAACAGGGUUAAACUGUUUCCUGACGUAUCUAUCGAAAUCAUUUAGGUAAUGUUUGGCAG
Molecule: messenger RNA, 1903 nt
Organism: Cuscuta epithymum
Lineage: Eukaryota; Viridiplantae; Streptophyta; Magnoliopsida; Solanales; Convolvulaceae
Source: the annotation of a GenBank genome assembly